UCUUGUUCAAAAUUCUACGGAACUGUAAAAGGAACGGUGUAUCUGGCAUCUAAGAACAUUGUAGUAGUUGUUUUGUUCUCAGUUAAGGUUUUAACAAGCCAAAUACACUAGAUAAGUCUACAAGUGAGCUAUGGCACGUACCAAACAGACCGCCCGUAAAUCCACUGGUGGAAAAGCACCCAGGAAACAACUGGCCACAAAGGCUGCAAGGAAAAGUGCGCCAUCUACUGGCGGUGUGAAGAAACCUCACCGAUACAGGCCGGGCACAGUGGCUCUGAGAGAAAUUCGUCGGUACCAGAAAUCCACUGAGCUGCUGAUCAGGAAGCUGCCUUUUCAGCGGCUGGUCCGUGAGAUUGCCCAGGACUUCAAGACAGACCUCCGCUUCCAGAGUGCUGCCAUUGGUGCUCUGCAGGAAGCCAGUGAGGCAUACCUUGUUGGCCUGUUUGAGGACACCAACCUGUGUGCCAUCCAUGCCAAGAGGGUCACCAUCAUGCCCAAAGACAUCCAGCUGGCCAGGCGAAUCCGAGGCGAGCGUGCAUAAUAUGAACACUUUGAACUCUUCGAGGGAAGGUGGGUGGGGUGCUCAACCAUAAAUUACUAUGCUGGACAAAAAUGUUCAAAUGCAACAAUUUCAUUGCUUUUACUGAGUUCAUAAGGCAAUCAGUCAAUUUAAAUACAUUAAUUAAUCCCUAAUCUAUAGAUUUCAUAUGACUGGGUACAAUGGUUGGUCACAAAUACCUUAGAAUGGGACUCAGGAUCUCAUCAGUUUUGAGCAUUCAAAUUGCCAUUGAUAAAAUGCAAUUGUUUCCAUUGUCUGUAGCUUAUGCCUGCCCAUACAUAACCYSWC
Messenger RNA from Salvelinus sp. IW2-2015, 847 nucleotides. Its product is annotated as histone H3.3A. Gene Ontology annotation, cellular component: nucleosome; nucleus. NCBI's taxonomy places the organism in Eukaryota, Metazoa, Chordata, Actinopteri, Salmoniformes, Salmonidae. Gene Ontology annotation, molecular function: structural constituent of chromatin; protein heterodimerization activity; DNA binding. The record is from RefSeq and is a predicted model, not a curated record.